Messenger RNA from Cryptomeria japonica (Japanese cedar), 1687 nucleotides. Its product is annotated as transcription factor IBH1. The record is from RefSeq and is a predicted model, not a curated record. NCBI's taxonomy places the organism in Eukaryota, Viridiplantae, Streptophyta, Pinopsida, Cupressales, Cupressaceae. Bases 708 to 1304 code for a protein of 198 amino acids. Gene Ontology annotation, biological process: regulation of DNA-templated transcription. The transcript has a single exon.
CUUUGCUUACGUGGAGGAUAAGAAUAGUUUUAAAAUAAUAAUGUGCAUGUGCUUCCAUGUGCGGACUACCUCAAAUAUUCUCCAUUUCUUCCUUGUUUCAUAGGUAAUCAUCUUUGAAUGUGCUGUCUUUGAGGAUCUUGUAAUCAAACAAUUUGCCACUGCUUUUUUUUGCAGAAUACCUUUGAAUAUGCUGUCUUAAAAGAUCUUGUGAUCAAAGCAAUUUCCUAUUACUUUCUUUCAGAAUACCAUCAUACAUUAUAUAAUUUCAAUAGGUCUGAUAAAGUCUUCUCAGAUCUUCAAAUUUGCAAUACUUUUGUUUGAGAUGAUAAGGUCAAGAAAAAUACCUUUGAAUAUGCUUUCAUACAAGAUCUUGUGAUCAAAGCAAUUUCCCACUGCUUUCUUUCAGAUACCUUUGAAUAUGCUGUCAUACAAGAUCUUGUGAUCAAAGCACUUUCCCACUCUUUCCUUCAGAGACCUUUGAAUAUGCUGUCACACAAGAUCUUGUGAUCAAAGCAAUUUCCCACUAUCACUAUUUUUCUUUCAGAAUACCACCACCCAUGGUAUAAUUCCAAUAGAUUCUCAAAUCUUCAUAUUUGCAGUAGUUUUCCUUUCCUUUGGGAUGAUAAGGUUAUAGUAAGGGUCAAGAGUGAUCUGGAUUCCUGUAAUAAGCAAGUCAUUCAUAUUGUCAGUACUACACAUCUGGUACCAUGAAUUCUAGGGCAGAUUCAAACUUCAGGGAACUCUUUCUUAACCGCCUUGUUGGAGCUCUCAAUGGCCUACAAAAGCCCAGCUGUAGAAAGGAGGGUGAGGAAGCAGACGUCCCAGGUUCGAGUCACAAUAUAAAGCUGGCGGCAGAUGUAUCCCUCGCUCUUACUGCAAAUCACUCAGUUUGGAGCCGGGCCCUACUGAGCAAAAUUUCCUUUGAUGCAAAAAACAGACAUGUUCUCAUGAAAAUUCUGAAGCCUAAGAAAUUUCAGGCAAUAAUGGCACAGGCGACCAGAUAUCAACUGAAACAAGCCCAUGUUCUAAACAAAAGGACUUCUAAUGGCUUGAGUGGGUCAAGGCAGAGUUUAGCGUUAUACAAAUCUUUCUGCUCUAAGAGACUCGAACCCGGUUCCUCAUCAAAUACCCGGCUUCUUCACAGGCGAACAAGGGAGCUACAAAAUUUGGUCCCAGGUGGAAAAUCAAUGAAGAUUUCCUGUUUGCUCGGAGAAACAGCGGAUUACAUCGAUUCUCUUACAACACAGGUACAAGUCCUGCAAUCUCUCCUAAAUUCUGUCAAUAAUAACCAACACCCACUAUGAAUUUACAGGUUAGAGAUCAAAGAAAUCUGAAUAGGUGAAUUGCAGAGGUCGUACAGUUGGUAUUUUCCUUCUUCAGGAAGUAUGUUGGCUACAUAUUUAUUUUCUCCAAGUAUUUUCAAAUUCUCAAUCUUCUACUGCUAUUAUCUUCAGUUUACCUUUGAAUUCAUGUUAUUUCUUUGGUAGAAUCACAUGGAUAUGAUGGUGACCAUGGACAAUUUAACAUCUUCUUAUGGAUCUGUAGUAUGUAGCCACUGGUAAAAAGAAGAUUCUAGCACAGUUAGGUUGUACAAAGUUGCUAUUGACAUAUAUUUUCCCUGUAUUUUUUAAAACUUAGCUUGUACUUCCUUUUCAUUCACCAAUUAUUUGUCUCAGUUUUUUAUUUA